Messenger RNA from Oryza sativa Japonica Group (Japanese rice), 893 nucleotides. RefSeq names its product RING-H2 finger protein ATL43. The record is from RefSeq and is a predicted model, not a curated record. NCBI's taxonomy places the organism in Eukaryota, Viridiplantae, Streptophyta, Magnoliopsida, Poales, Poaceae.
GGUGAUCCAAUAGACAACCCUAACAAAAUGUACAUGUUCUGAAGUAGUAUGAUCAAUAUCAAGCAAUCCAGAACCGAAAAUCAACAACUAAAAAUUGCUUUGAUCAAAGAUAGCUUCCGCUAUUUUUAGAAGAAUUGAGGAUUUGGAGCAAAGCACGGUUUUCCUCAAGCCCAUUUCGCUCAUUCACUUUACGAAUUGAGCAGAUCUAUAUCAUUCCAGCUACGCCUUGCCUCACAAACUUUUUUUUUCAUUUUUAAUCUCGCGUAAGAUUUAAUUAUCCAUGGUCGCUGAAAGAGAUGAUUCUGAUGAAGGAAUCCUCCCUGCCGGCACCACCCCCGCUGCCGCCGACGCUCGCCGUGGACGUGUCCGUCGUAGUGGGCCUGCUCACGGCCGUCCUCCUCGCGUAGCUCUUCUUCUUCCUCAUCUACGCCAAGCACUGCAAGCACCGUGGCCUGGGCGUGGCGCGCGGUGUCGCUGUGCUGGGCCUCGGGUUCCAGCCGUCGUCGUCUUUGUGCAAGCGGUGCCGCUCCGGCCUGAGCAGCUGUGCCGUGGGAGCACUCCGGUGUCCCGGUUCGGCGACAUGGGCGACGCUGCGCGGCACGGCGAGGGACCAGGUGACCGAAUGCGCCGUGUGCCACGGCGCGUUCGACACCGCCGAGCUGCUCCGCGUCCUGUCCCGGUGCCAGCAUGCGUUCCACCCAGGCUGCAUCGACGUGUGGCUGAUGACGCACUCCGCGUGCCCGGUGUGCCGCCGCAGUGCCGCUGAUGGUGCACUCCGUGUGCCCGGUGAUAGGGAAUCAACGUUUCCUAGCUAUGUAUCGGCGUCAAAGGGGGAGGAGCGCUGCGACAUGCGCAGAUGGAAGCGUGCAUCGCGGACACGAGCGGUUGCGUGA